AUGGAGAAAUUUAUAAAACUUGGGAAGGUUUUGUUAGUUUUGUCUGUCUGCUUCUCCAGAUGAAAAGCCGUCACUGUAGAGGGCACUGAUGGUAGCACAUCACAAUGACCAUACAGUCGUGCCUUGUGGAAAAGUCCAAGAUUUUUUAUUAAGGUUUAUAGCUGUAGUCACCUGUUACCUAGUUUUAAUUCUGCUGAUGUGACUCUGGACAGCACCACGGUCAAUGAACAUGUGUUCAGAAGCCUAGGACUGAAAUGCAAUGAGGGUGAAGCUAGGGUGAAAUUUGAGGAAAAAUACGAGA
Messenger RNA from Pterocles gutturalis (yellow-throated sandgrouse), 301 nucleotides. RefSeq names its product ribosomal protein L27 (gene RPL27). The record is from RefSeq and is a predicted model, not a curated record. Gene Ontology annotation, molecular function: structural constituent of ribosome. Gene Ontology annotation, biological process: translation. Gene Ontology annotation, cellular component: ribosome; cytosolic large ribosomal subunit. Lineage: Eukaryota; Metazoa; Chordata; Aves; Pterocliformes; Pteroclidae.